UACAAAACUCUGUGCUUUGGACUGACUUGUAUCCUCUUUGCUUAUUAUAUUUAUACACCAAUACCAGAAAACAUUGAAGAACCCUGGAAAGUAAGGACCAUUGAUGCUGCUAUAAAAAUAACUUCACUUAUGGCAAGAAUACCAGAGUUGGUUGCCAUUUCCUCCUCCAGAGAACCUUUCCAACCCAGAAACGGAACCCGCCUCUCCUGCAUCUCCUGAGUUGGCAGGUGGAUUUUUUAUCACUGGCCCACCUGGGAAGUCUUUAAGCCUCUUAAGAACUUUUUAACCUAGCAUAAAAUCACAAAGAUUUUCUCCUAUGAUAUCUUCUAAGAGGCUACAUUAUUGGAAAAAAUAGGUCUUAAAAGAUUUGAUGAAUUGUUUUCCAUGUUAAUGAAACUGGACUACACACUACCAAUUUCAGAUGAAAACGUUACAGUGAUGGAUAUAACCUUUAGUGAUAUUCCAGUACGUUUGUACUUGCCUAAGAGGAAGUCAGCAAGCCAGAGACCAGCUGUAAUUUUUGUUCAUGGUGGUGCCUUUGUUUUGGGAAGUUGUAAAUUAGCAGCUUUGGACCUCCUGAAUAGACAGACGGCAAAGAAUCUUGGUGCUGUCGUUGUGGGAGUGGAAUAUUUUAGAUGUAGAUUGUUGUUGUUCAGUCUCCCAGUCGCAUCUGACCCAGUUGCAACCCCAUGGACUGCAGCAUUCCAGGCCUUCUUGUCCUUUACCAACUUCUGUUACAGAUUAGGUCAUCAAUAUCAAUUUCCUGUUGCCCAUGAAGAUGUCGUUUCUGUGGUCAAAUUCUUUCUACAAGAUAAGAUUCUUGCAAAAUAUGGAGUGGAUCCCGCUCGAGUCUGUAUUUCAGGUGAUAGUGCUGGGGGUUUAAUUGCAGCGGCAGUGGCUCAGCUGAUACAGAAUGAUCCAGAAUUCAAAAAUAAGCUGAAAGCACAAGCUUUAAUUUACCCCAGCUUACAGGUCAUUGAUAUCGCCAUUCCUUCUCAAAGAGAAAAUGAACAUGGUCUAAUUCUGUCAAAGAAACUGGGAAUAGAACUUGCAUGCCUGUAUUUGACUCAGGAUAAAGCACUCCCCCAGGCAAUGAUGAAAAAUCAACACAUGCCUCAUGGUUCAAGGCAUCUGUUCAAGUUGGUUGACUGGAGUAUCUUCCUUCCUGAGAAGUAUAAGAAGAACCAUGUAUAUGCAGAACCAAUUCUUGGAAGACUUAAUCCUUCGUAUUCAGCACUUUUGGAUAGUAGGUUAUCACCCUUGGCAGUCAAUGAUUCCCAGUUGCAAAAUUUGCCCUUAACUUACAUCCUCACCUGUCAAUAUGAUCUUAUAAGAGAUGAUGGACUUAUGUAUGUCUCACGACUUCAAAAUGUUGGAGUUAAAGUUUCUCAUGACCAUAUGGAGGAUGGAAUCCAUGGAGCUUUAUCAUUCAUGGCUUCACCAAUUAAUUUACAGCUAGGCAUUAGAAUAAAAGAUAAGUAUAUUAAUUGGCUAGAAGAAAAUCUAUAAAUAAUACAUAUAGCUCACUAAUCAGUUAUAGUAUAAAGGAUAUAUUUUGAGAUUUGUGAGUUUAAGGGACAACAUCAUGAUUUUAGCUUUGGAUAAAUUUAGGUUUAAAUCAAAGCAAAAUAACUAUGUAUCUUGGAAAAAAUUAGUUUACCUAAUCUUAAACCCUGCUACAGUGAAGACUUCUACUAUAUUUAUCCUAAUAUAUAUCAUUUAUUCUCCCUGACACAUGGCAAAUAUUCACCAAUCAUAGUAAAGUAUAAAAACAAAGUAUGAUUAUAGGCAAAAUAUACACAAUAGUUUCAAGACAGUGACAGGAAUGAUAGUGGUAAGUGAGGAUAAGUUUUAAGAAAAACAAAAACUUGCAGUUUUCUUUAGGCAGUUUUCUUUAGAUAGGGUUGCUAUCUUCAAGUCAUUUUGUCAGUUAAUCAUUCAUACAUUGAUUUCGUGCACUCUGUAGACUGUUAGUUUUCUUUCAUUCAUUUAAUACACAAGUCUGCUCCCAGG
Molecule: messenger RNA, 2013 nt
Organism: Cervus elaphus (red deer)
Lineage: Eukaryota; Metazoa; Chordata; Mammalia; Artiodactyla; Cervidae
Product: arylacetamide deacetylase-like 2
Exons: 7
Coding region: 385-1509 (374 amino acids)
Cellular component (GO): membrane
Molecular function (GO): carboxylic ester hydrolase activity
Source: RefSeq, a predicted model, not a curated record